ACACAGUCAAGGCAGGCGCGCGCUCGCAGGGUGUCACAGCAGUGCGGCUCCAGUGUGUAUAAUACGGGCAUUAGUUAUAUAGUGCGCGCGCGCGCCUGAUUAUAUGUUGAUUGUUUGUUGGGUGUUUGUUGUAUUGUGUGCAUUUGUGAGCAGCUGCUCCCGGACGCACGCAGGCGCGCACGCGCAGCGCACAGGCAUAUAGGGUGCAGUUGGCGCGCGGUUCUGGAGAGUAGCAAGCAGCUGAAACCGAACCGAACCGAACCGAACAGCAGGCUGGAUCUGGGUCUCCUGAGGUUCGGAGGAGAGCUGGAGCUGGAGUGAGGGUCUGUUUGAGGCUCUCUCAGGUCAGGGGAGACACGCGAGAGGAUAUAAUGCCCAGUGAGAGAGUACUAAACACAGAAGUGAACUGCACUCCAGACCCAGAUGAAGCUCUUCGGAACCAAUCCGCUCGCUCCAGGAAGAGAAAGGCAGAUGUUGCUAUUCAUUUACAGGAUCUGGAUGAGGAGGUUACAGAGAUGACCAAAAAGAAGCCAUGCUCAGCACAGACCUGCUGGAUUCCCAGCACGACGUGCACCAGCCCGAGGAGGUGGAUCCCGUCUCCUGAUGAGGUUGAGGAACCGGUUGCUCUCAGCAGCGUGGGAUUUACUCAGUACGCCGCCAGAAACAUUUUUGUCACCCCCACACGACCAUCCCCACUGCCUUCCCUGUGCUGGGCGAGUAAAGACGAUGUGUGGAAUAAUCUGCUUAAAAAAGAUGAGCUGUAUUCACACGACACUCACGUAAUGGAGCGACACCCGACCCUGCGGCCCAAAAUGAGGGUCAUUCUGCUGGACUGGAUGAUGGAGGUGUGUGAGGUGUAUAAGUUACACAGAGAAACUUUUUAUUUGGGUCAGGAUUACUUUGACCGUUUCAUGGCGACGCAGGAGAACAUUCUUCAGAACACGGUGCAGCUCAUCGGCAUCUCCUCGCUCUUCAUCGCUGCCAAGAUGGAGGAAAUCUAUCCUCCGAAGGUGCAUCAGUUUGCAUACGUUACUGACGGAGCGUGCACAGAUGAGGAGAUUCUCAGUAUGGAGGUCAUUAUCAUGAAGGAACUGAAGUGGAGUCUGAGUCCUGUAACUCCGGUUGCCUGGCUGAACAUCUACAUGCAGAUGGCGUAUCUGAAGGAGACUGAGGAGGUUCUGCUGAUGCAGUAUCCUCAGACAACGUUUGUACAGAUCGCUGAGCUCCUGGAUCUGUGUGUUCUGGAUUUGAAGAGUUUGGAGUUCUCCAGCAGUGUUCUGGCAGCUUCGGCUCUGUUCCACUUCUCCUCUCUGGAGCUCGUCAUUAAAGUCUCAGGGCUGAAGUGGAGUGAUAUGGAGCGCUGUGUGCGGUGGAUGGUGCCGUUUGCCAUGUCGAUUCGGGAGGUGGGCAGCUCCACUCUGAAAACGUUUAAAGGAAUCCCAGAGGACGACGCCCACAACAUCCAAACACACGCUUCAUACAUCGACUGGCUGGGUCGGGCAUACGAAUACAAGCCAGUGGAUUUGGAACGCAGCCAGAGUUCUCCUGUACCCUCAGGAGUUCUAACUCCGCCCCCCAGCAGCGAGAAACCGGAAGGCUCCGCCUCCUGACCACGCCUCACUACACUCACUACAGUUGUGGGAUUGGAACGCGCACAUUAAUCGGAAUGUAACGGAGCAGCGGAGCAAUGCAAUUAUCAGAUCAACCCAAGCAUCAACACUUCUAUAAGCAUGCACACGUUUUUAUUCAAUAUCCAGACUUGAAGCCCUCAGAGGGAUUUUAUUAUUUUUGUGGGUUUUUAAAUUUUUGAUUUUUUUUUUUUUUAACCCCGGAGGCGCAAACGCAGACCCACCUGCCCAAACGUCAGAGCACCCGUCUGCCCUGACUGCUGCUAAAGGAGGCGGUGUGGGAGAUGUGCAGAGAAAUCAUCCACGCAUUAGGUCCAGUGUGAGAAUGAAUGAGUGUGUGUGUGGCUGUGCGUGUGUGUGUGUUCGCGUGCAAGAGAGAGAUUUUAGACUACAGAGGAAAUCCUGACCGAACUUUUGGAUUUGGAUUGGGCUUGUAACGUGGCUUCAGAAGCUAAAGACUUUUAUUUUAAAAUGUUGACUCCUGAGUGACUUUUUGCCAAAACUAUUUUUGUUUUUUAAAUGAGAUGCUGCUACUUUAAUGGCUUUAAUAUGUAAUAAAAGUCUAAACGCACA
Astyanax mexicanus (Mexican tetra) is the source of this 2201-nucleotide messenger RNA. RefSeq names its product cyclin E1 (gene ccne1). The coding region runs from base 372 to 1610 and encodes 412 amino acids. Gene Ontology annotation, cellular component: cytoplasm; centrosome; nucleus. The transcript has 12 exons. Gene Ontology annotation, molecular function: cyclin-dependent protein serine/threonine kinase regulator activity. The record is from RefSeq and is a predicted model, not a curated record. Gene Ontology annotation, biological process: G1/S transition of mitotic cell cycle; regulation of cyclin-dependent protein serine/threonine kinase activity. NCBI's taxonomy places the organism in Eukaryota, Metazoa, Chordata, Actinopteri, Characiformes, Acestrorhamphidae.